Exophiala aquamarina CBS 119918 is the source of this 1473-nucleotide messenger RNA. RefSeq lists its product as uncharacterized. The record is from RefSeq and is a predicted model, not a curated record. Bases 1 to 1473 code for a protein of 490 amino acids. The transcript has a single exon. Gene Ontology annotation, cellular component: cytoplasm. NCBI's taxonomy places the organism in Eukaryota, Fungi, Ascomycota, Eurotiomycetes, Chaetothyriales, Herpotrichiellaceae. Gene Ontology annotation, molecular function: ubiquitin protein ligase activity; zinc ion binding.
AUGCUCGAGAAGUCCUACCUUACGUACGUGGAUCACUUCAUACACCUUAUCGAGGCUGACCUGUUGCAGAAGUUUGACAAGUGUACGCAUGACCUGGGUUCAUUGCGGCAAAGUGUGUUCGCUUGCAUAACUUGCUGUCCACCACCUGCUUCCACCGCGCAACUCUACACAUCCGCCGGUGUUUGCUACUCCUGCUCGAUCUCCUGCCACGGUGAGCAUACUCUUGUCGAAUUGUUCAAUCGGCGGGACUUCGUAUGCGACUGCGGCACAACAAGAAUUCAAUCUGGCGCACCAUGCACCCUACGGUCGGAUCCAAGCUCUGGUAGCCGAGGAGUCAGUGCUCAACAACCCGCCCCAGGGAAUCACUAUAAUCACAAUUAUCAAAACCGCUUUUGUGCGUGCGGGGAGGAGUACGAUGCACACACCGAGAAGGGAACAAUGUUCCAAUGCCUUGGCCUAGGCACAGUCGAGACAGGAGGCUGCGGGGAAGAUUGGUAUCAUCCGGAAUGCUUGAUGGGAUUGAGCCGUGACUGGUAUCACCAAAGGGAGACAAAAGAGGAGGAGAAGAAGAAGAAGAAGAAGAAGGAGAAGGCAUCAGAACAGGCAACGGAAGAAGAAACCAGCCACCCAAUUCCUCCGGGCUUUCCCCGCGAAGACGACUUUGAGGGUUUGAUUUGCUAUAAAUGCGUCGAAUCCAACCCCUGGAUUAAGCAAUACGCGAACACAGCAGGAUUCCUCAAGCCGGUAUUCAAUUCAAAUCCCAGCGCGGAAAUCCAACCCCAAGCGGUAAGUGUCCCAGUAACGGGAUCAUCGGAGACAGUAAGCCUUAAACGCAAGGCUUCUGACAGUGACCUGGACGAGGCACCAGCAAGCCCGUCCAAGCGUGUUAAGGACGAAGAGAAGCCCGCCACCCCCGCCGAGACUGCUGCGCCGACAGCUUUAAGUGGAGGGAAAGAAGCACCAGGCCCAACACCACUUCCCCACAAACAUGACGCCCUUCCCCCUUCACCUGAGGGUACCUUCAGCUUAUUCCUCAAGGCCGAUUUCCGCGAACACCUCUGCCAUUGCCCGAAGUGCUACCCAAACCUAAUUCCACACCCACAACUCGUCGAGGAGGAAGAGGCAUACGAGCCGUCGAUCUCGGACUCGAAUGCCUCUGGACCCAACGACGGCCGCUCCGGAACUCACUCACACGGGACCGCCAGCCUGCUGGACCGCGGCGAGGCCGCGCUGUCCGGCAUGGAUCGAGUAAAGGCGAUCGAGGGAGUCAUGGUGUACAACCACCUGCGAGACAAGGUCAAAGAAUUCCUCAAACCGUACGCUGAGAGUGGCAAGGCUGUCUCGGCCGAUGAUAUCAAGGCAUAUUUUGAGAAAUUGCGUGGUGAUGAGAAUGCAAUCAAAGAAGCCGGCGCAAAGCCGACCGAUGGCGAUUCUGGUGGCGCUGGUAACAGGCGGGAGCAACCUGGGUAUUGA